AUCCGUUAAGGAUCGUAUACUUUGACUACGUAGGCAACUAUGGAGUGAACACCUGUUGCACGAAGCUUUCAAAGCUUUCUUUUGUGGGCUUUAUCUAGUUACAUAAUGGGAGUUUGUUUGUCUGAGUCUGUACUUAGAUCCGCUUAACCCGUGAUAACAUCCCAGAAGAAUUAGUGGUGAAAGUUCUAUAGCCUACCCGAUCGAUCUUGCCAACAUCGCCACUGCCUCUUCAUCUCAGAUUGACGCCUUGUGCCGUGAACUCUGGGGUUUGUCGAACGGGAAGUAAGUGCCAAGAAAUUGGUGGCGUAGGGCCACAUAUAAGGGAUCUACAACAAGAUAACCAUAUGACAUCCCGUCUUUUGGGGGGUUAAUGAUUAAGAGGCUGGAUCGACGCAGCUGAAAAGGAUAACAAGGAAUACUCGGUGGCUUACACGGGAUGUAUGUGAAGCGAUAUCGCAGGUUGAUGAAGCUUGGGUAGACCAAGGGGACACCAGAGAGGGGUAUGCCAUUCCGAGCGAUAAUAGCCUGUGUGAUACUGUUGUUUCCCUUCACAUAGAAACAAUAGGCAAGGACAUCCAGCCCAUCCCACUGUUCCAGACCGUUUAGUCUUUCUACCUUACUAGGUACGAUUGCCAUUCUGCAUUCCAAACUUUUCUCCUAUUUCAAGCAUUCAGAGUCUGCUAUCAUACCUUCUGCUCCCUCGCCUUUGAUGAAAACAUGGACAGCCAGUUGAAUUAUAAUCUCUUCCAGCAGAGCUACUGCCUUUCUGUGGCCGCAAAUAUUGCUUCACAUCAUGAAGGCACAGAAGAAACCCUAGAGAAUGAAAUGAAACAAACCUUGAAUCAGACCCUUCCAACUUUACCAGGAAAAUGGGAAGUUACCUGGGGACCCAGAGUCAUCAAAGAACAGAACAAGCCCGAUUCGCCCAAGGGUGGCCCAGACAACGUAUGGUAUGCAGCCACCGAUGAGACCCAAAAGAUUUGCGUUGUUGCCAUUGCAGGUACAGCACAUAAGUCAUGGGUAGACUGGCUCCAAAACCUUGCUAUCCAAGAGGUUGUCGAUUUCAAUGCUUGGGUCGACCAAUGGUCUUCUGAUGGAAUUCCUAAGCCUCAGACUUCCGAUCCAGACGGAAUCGAUGGUUCUACAGUUGCCUAUUGUGCUAAAGGAACCUGUAUCGGCGCAUGGAACAUCUUGAGCAACUCUAGCACGGUAGACGGCGAAGUUAUGCGCAUUGACCAGUACCUGAGUCGUUUGGAUGAAUCCUAUUCCAUCGUUUUCACCGGCCACAGUCUUGGUGGAGUUCUGGCUCCAACCGUCGCUUUAGGGUUACGUACGGCGGACAUGGUCGGUCCCCACGACGUCAAAGUCCUAGCAUCUGCCGGCGUUUCACCCGGAAACGACAAGCUUGCUGCGAACUACGCUGCAAGUUUCUCAAAAACCCCGGAGUCGGCCGAAAACUACCAGGUAUACAAUACGGACUACUACAACGAGUUUGACAUCGUCCCCCAAGCUUGGUCCAUAAACCUAGAUGACGACCGAAACCUAGGAAAUAUUUUGAGUAGGAUACUUCGGUUAACACCGAGCUUGAAGCCUUGGGCCGAUGCGUUCGUGGGAAUAGCCAAAAAGCUAUCACUAUGGUCGAAAAUACAGUAUACACCUCUUCCAGGUCAAAAGUUCACUGGCCCAACACUUCCCGAGGAAAUUUCAAGUUGGGAUGAUGUGGAAGAAAUUGUGAGCAAACAGCAUACUCAUGCUUAUUGGGAUGAGAUUGGAAUUGCCGAUUUCGCGAACAGGUUUGAAACCAGAUUCAAGUUGUGCGAAGGCGCUGAAGCGGAGUGACAGCUCCAUUAAAACGCGGAACUUGGAGGAAUUAAAGUGUAUUAGUCCUAGGAUGAUCGCACUCUAAGAUCGACAAUGUCAACUAGUUCUCAUAGAUAGAAUAACGCACUCUCUAUUGUCAAAAGGUAAUGUCGUGCAUUUGGAUUGAAUUGAUGAUGUUUUGUUUGAGGCGGGUCUCACGUUUUAAAGUCUCGGCUCGUACCGCUGACGCUUAGCCUAAACCGACG
Molecule: messenger RNA, 2066 nt
Organism: Hypoxylon trugodes
Lineage: Eukaryota; Fungi; Ascomycota; Sordariomycetes; Xylariales; Hypoxylaceae
Exons: 1
Coding region: 718-1839 (373 amino acids)
Biological process (GO): lipid metabolic process
Source: RefSeq, a predicted model, not a curated record